Cyclopterus lumpus (lumpfish) is the source of this 2101-nucleotide messenger RNA. RefSeq names its product cytohesin 1 interacting protein (gene cytip). Bases 249 to 1316 code for a protein of 355 amino acids. Gene Ontology annotation, molecular function: protein binding. Lineage: Eukaryota; Metazoa; Chordata; Actinopteri; Perciformes; Cyclopteridae. The record is from RefSeq and is a predicted model, not a curated record. The transcript has 8 exons.
UUUGAAGGGGAAUACUGUGAAAAAAAGCUCCUUCAAUACAGCAAACCAUCCAUUCUCACGAAAGAAGAAAGGUGAACAGGAAAUUAGGUAUGUGAGCUGUGAUCUGCAGAUGCAGGUCCACCACAACCAUCACAUGACGUGAAUUUCCUCUUGAAACAUUGUGGUGUUGGCUGCACAGCGGGGCAGGGCCACACGAGCAUUGAAGAACUGCUGCAGCAGGACGUGAUGGCGCUCUGAGGACUAAUACCAUGCAGUCCACCAUGAAUUUCAAUGGACUUCCACGCAAGGGCAGCCAAGAGAAUUACAUUCUGGAUAAUACUCUGAGGAAGAAAUGUUCCCUUUGGUACCGACGUUCACUGAAGGGAAACAAUGAUCGACCCCAUCACAACGCAGGCUCUCUGCCCAGAGUAUGCAAGCCCAAUCAAACUCGCUCCAACUCACUGGUUGAUUACUCUGACCCUCAGAGGACCACAAUUGUACUGGAAAAACAAGACAAUGAAACAUUUGGUUUUGAAAUUCAGACCUACGGCCUGCAGCUGAAGGACAGCUCUGCAGUGGAAAUGUGCACGUUUGUGCGCAAAGUGCAGGAGGACAGCGCUGCUGAGAAUGCUGGCCUGACCACAGGAGAUAUUAUCGUCACCAUCAAUGGGGUCAGCAUUGAAGGGUCAUCUCAUCAGCACAUACUUGAUCUCAUAAGAGAAUCCACCAACAGUCUAAAGAUGGAGACUGUAUGUGGGAAUAUAGUGAAGCAGAUAGAGCUGGAGAAGAGGAUGAACCUGCUUAAGCAAUCGCUGCGUGAGAAAUUGGUGGAGCUGCAAGGCCUCACGCUACAGGAACAACGUCUCAUGCGAGGUAACUUGAACCUCUCAGCGGACCCAUCAGCCAUUCUGCGCUCCCCCACAGUGCGCUGUGGCCGGCGUUUCUCUAGUGACAGUAGUUACAGGAGCACGAUGACAGAUGACAGUGACCAGGCCAGCGUGUUUGGGGAUCUGUGCUCUCCCAGCUCAUGCAGUGCAGCCAGCACCGCAGAGGACGGCUGCUUCUUCUCCAGAGACUUCCCCUCACACGACAGCUCCUGCAGGUUUUCCUCGAGCUCCAGCCGACACCACCAAUCCCUCAGCCACUGCAGCAGCUCCAGUUUGGCUGGCAGCAGCAGCUCCCUCUCUCCUUCCUGGGAGGAGACGAGGAUGUCCUCCUUGUUUGGUACCCUGCCCCGUAAAAGCAGGAGGGCCAGUGUUCGCAAACACAUCCUGAAGUUAAUUCCUGGACUCCAGCGAUCGGUUGAAGAGGAGGAGGUGGGAACCAACACUCAGUGACUUGUUGUUCACAUGCUCCUAUGGUGGCUACUUGAUAUCAAGGCUGAACAUGCUCUUGUCGCAGAAGGAAAUAUACACUGUAAUUAAGUGUUUCCCCACAUUUAAGGUUGGGUUAAACCUUUAAAAGAAAUCUGUUUUUGCCUUCAUGGGAAACAUAGAGAUGACAGACAUUUUGGGGCUCGGCAUUUGUCAAUGUCAAAGUUUACUCAAGAGGCUUCUGAGCCUUAAAACUGAGCCAGGCUCACUGCUUGGCUUAGACUAGUGGUAGCACAAAAGCAUUCUGACAAUAUUCUGUUGUUGAAAUGAAUAUAUGCAUACACGAUUAUAAUGUAGAUGAGAUUAUGUAUCCCACUAGCUUGAAUAAGAAACUGCAUUAAUCAGGAUGUGUGAACUAUCUAGAAGUGGUAUUCACGUAGCACCGUGGAUUUCCAAAUGAGACUAUGGCCUAAAACACAUGACAACAAUUUAUCUUUCAGGUCAGACAGACAUUUAAAGUAGUCUUCUCUGUCACGUUCAGGUGCUGAAAACCAAAACUAAAGCUCUACUCAGUAUAGAUAUCCGCUCAGCUCAUAACAGGAUGUGGGCCCAAGGGGCCGGUGCUGCUUCACUGUUUUCAUUUCCAACUUUAUUUUGUUGUGUACAACUUUCGAUGUUCGUUCAGAAACACUGAAACUGUUUCUUGUACAUUCUGAAUGUAAUUAAAUGUUUCAGUGGCAAGAAAAUACAACUUUUAACAGAAUGUCGUGUUUUAUUUGUUGGUAUCAAAUCAAGAGAAUCUGUAUGCA